UUGAGCGGAAAGACACUCGUCCUCAUUGGUGCCAAUGCUGGUCUGGGAUUCGAGGCUGCAAAGCAUUUCGCUAGGAUGAACCCUGCGCGGCUGGUGCUGACUGCGAGAGAUGAAGCGAGGGGAAAGCAGGCUCUUGCCCAGAUUCAAGCGGACACUGGCUAUUCUAAGGCGGAGCUAUGGAUUAUCGAUCUCGCCAAUUUUAAUAGUGUCGUUGCGUUCGCUGAUAGGGCCGACCGAGAAUUGGAGCGAUUGGAUAUCCUCAUAGAGAAUGCUGGCAUUGCACCGCGGGAAUACGAACAAGUGGAAGGCUGGGAGAAAACUCUGCACACGAAUAACCUCGGUCCCGGCUUACUCGCUAUUCGUAUGAUCCCGAAGAUGCUCGAGACGGCUCGCAAGCAUUCAGUCAUCCCGAGAUUGGUAGUCGUUGCGAGCGAUGCCCACUACUGGACAAAGAUUGAAAAGGAUGUUAUCGCCUCCCCUAGCAUCCUUGCGAAACUCUCAGAUGAAGGGUAUUGCACGAAAGAGGUAAUGAAGCACCGGUACUACGAUACCAAAUUGUUCAACGUUCUCUUCGCCCGAGCUCUGCAACUCCAUGUGCCGUCUACACCACCGAUCACCGUCAACUCUGUUAACCCCGGACUCUGUUUCUCGAACCUCUUGUCUAGCUCUGGUAUCCCUCUUGACUCUGAGGAGGCAAAAGCUAUACGUAAGAUGCAAGAGGAGUUGGCGUUCACUACAGAAGAAGGGAGCCGGCAGUUGGUAUACGCUGCCGUGGGUUCUCUGGAUGAUGAAGAGAAGCUUCGUGGCAAGUACAUUCAAAUGUCCGAGGUGGUGGAAGAGAGCGACUUUGCGAUCAGCGAGGAUGGGAAGAUCGUCCAAGAUAAAGUUUGGGAAGAGAUGUUGGAGAUUUUGGGUAAAAUUGAUCCCAAGGUUUCGGAGGUGGCUAAUGCGUAUCUCACGAAAGCUUGAUAUU
This is a messenger RNA of Desarmillaria tabescens, 973 nucleotides long. RefSeq lists its product as uncharacterized. The transcript is spliced from 6 exons. The coding region runs from base 76 to 969 and encodes 297 amino acids. The record is from RefSeq and is a predicted model, not a curated record. Lineage: Eukaryota; Fungi; Basidiomycota; Agaricomycetes; Agaricales; Physalacriaceae.